AUGGAUCAGAUAUCCUUCGCCACUAAUCUAACUCCUAAUAAUUACGCGGAAAUCCAGAACGAGAGCAUCCAGCUCCCGGACGAGGUCGACGAUGCGGACGGCGACACCGCCAUCCCAGAGACAUACAGUCAGCGCUUCCCGGCAGCGAAUCCGGACGGCAAGGCGAAGACAAUGGCUCGCCGUAGGAACAGGAAGCCCGACGGCCAUGUAGGCAGGCCGCCCAACUCCUUCAUGCUCUUCCGCGCCGAUUUCGUUAACAAGGGCCGCCUGCCCGCUUCCAUGUCCAAUCUCAAUACGCAGGCGCAGCUCGGCAAGAUCAUUGCCCAAGUUUGGCACGGCCUCCCGGAGGAGGAACGGCGCGUGUGGAAACGGCGCGCAGCGAUCGAGAAGGCCAAGCACGCAGUCGCCCACCCAGAUUAUCAGUACAGACCGACGCACGCGAAGAAGAAGAGGGAUUCGGACUCGGCGGAGGUCGAGGAGAUUCCUGACAAACCGCCCAAGGCCAGGAAGACCAAGGCGUCCUCUAAGAAACCCACGAAUGUGAAAGCGGAUAACGUGCCCGGAGCACAAGUAUUGUCUUUCCAGGACGAUCGAGACGAAUACGGCUCGACGCCGGAGCGAGACAGUCCAGGCCCCAGGGGAGGACAAAGACCCCAUGUCCCAUGCCCGAGGGUCAUUCCUGUACCACAUAUCGACGGUCCGAACCGGCGACCAGGUGUGGCACGGGUCAUCAGCAUGCCUCAAAACCGCCAUCCCAAUGACCCCUCUUCGAGUUACUAUGAUCAAGCGCACGACCAAGCCGUUCGCGCCUCCAUGGCUCGACCUCAGUAUCGUAGCCGCCUCAAUGAUCACAUCAUGCAGCUCGUCGGGCGCGGCCUCAGCGCUGAAGAGAUUGAGUCCGAGGCUGCCGCUUGGGAAAGACGUGAAGCAGCGAGCGGCAACGGUGCCGAUGCCGCAACUGCGUAUUCCGACAGCCCCAGCGAAUCCGAGUACGACACGGAAGACGACGAGGACACCGCAGACCGCAGCGUAAGCAGGUACCGCCUUGUCCCGGUGUCCACGCACAGUUCCUUCCAGCCGCGCGAAUCCUUCGCGCGCGGGGAGCCUGUGGCGCCGCGGGGCGAUUCCGAGCCGAGGCGGAGGACCACGGACUCGCCGCAGCCCAUGGACCAGGAUGAGCCGUGGUCGCCCGCGCCGCCGCCGUCGCCACCACCGUCUGCGCCCUCGCCCAUCGGCCGCCGCGAGUCCGCCCCGACCGUCCUGCAUCGCUUGGAUCCCGCGCCGCAAGCGCGUCUCUCGGCUACCUGGUACGACGGGACGGGUCAUCUGUCCCUCCCGCCGCCUUCUAUGCCUACUCGUCGUAUCGUGCAGCCCUCGAAUCUGCCGCCUCCGGUAUUCCGUCCUGUCUUUGGUGCUGCGUCGACUUCUACUUCACCUGGGCCGAAGCCGAUGUCGGUGUCGCCUCCGCCGAUGGUCCAGCGCCUAAGGCAGGAGGUACCGCCACAUGUGCAAGCACAGCGUAGCCGGAGCAUGCCCUUCCUCCCAGCACCGCUCAAGGCAGGGGAAGCGCCGCCUCCCGCAGAGCCAGAGGUCUCCGUGCGGCUGCCCUCGUUCUCGGAAGGCUUCUCGUCAUUCUGCGUGUAG
Molecule: messenger RNA, 1644 nt
Organism: Schizophyllum commune H4-8
Lineage: Eukaryota; Fungi; Basidiomycota; Agaricomycetes; Agaricales; Schizophyllaceae
Exons: 4
Coding region: 1-1644 (547 amino acids)
Source: RefSeq, a predicted model, not a curated record